UUUUUUUUUUUUGAGUAAGGUAACCCCACUGCCGUAACUUUCGACACGCCCAGCACUCCUUCCUGCUGCAGAGUCUGGUGCUUGACACCAUGACGACAGAAUAAGCGACAGAAUAAUGUAGUAAUUGUGUAAAAAUAUAAAAAUAAUGUAUAUUACAUUAUUGCAACAGAGUGUCCACCAUGUGCUGACUCAUUCCUCACGCCAUGUCGAUGCUGAAGUGAAACUCGCGGGUUUUGUCGCAAUACACACAAGAAGCCCAGAAGAAACACGCGCUGACAGAGCGGUGAGAUAUGAAUGCGUGUAAUUCUAAAAAGUCGAUAAUUACAGGCUAAUAAUUAAAGUUUGACGACCUGAUUCGACAGGCACAUAGCUUUGUUUACGGCUGUCUGAUUAAUCGCGAUUCUCUUUUAUUUGAGAGACAUAAUGCCAGCCACUUCUGAAGAGCAGCAGUGCCUCUAAAAUGAGUUUCUAUGAGACGAGAAAUGGAGUUGUUCCUGCUCAGACCAAAAGGGCAGGAACUCCAGAACCCAGCUGUGUAUCUAUGAAGAGUGACAUAUCUAUGGGCAUGCCACCUGAAUUCAGCGGUAAAGCAGUAAAAACUGACCCAGGAUCUCUAGAACCUAGCUGUGUGUCUAUGAAGAGUGAUGUAUCCAUGGGCAUGCCACCUGAAUUCAGCGGUAAAGCAGUAAAAACUGACCCAGGAUCUCUAGAAUCUAGCUGUGUGUCUAUGAAGAGUGAUGUAUCCAUGGGCAUGCCACCUGAAUUCAGCGGUAAAGCAGUAAAAACUGACCCGGAAUCUCUAGAACCUAGCUGUGUGUCUAUGAAGAGUGAUGUAUCCAUGGGCAUGCCACCUGAAUUCAGCGGUAAAGCAGUAAAAACUGACCCAGGAUCUCUAGAAUCUAGCUGUGUGUCUAUGAAGAGUGAUGUAUCCAUGGGCAUGCCACCUGAAUUCAGUGGUGAAGCAGUAAAAUCUGACCCAGGAUCUCCAAAACCCAGCUAUGUGUCUAUGAAGAGUGAUGUAUCCAUGGGCAUGCCACCUGAAUUUAGUGGUGAAGCAGUGAACUCUGACCCCAGAUCUCUCUACAGGUGUUUGUUCCAGGUUUUUUCCAAAUGUGGAAUGUGUAAGCAGGUUCUGAGAGAUCCAGUCUCAAUUACAUGCAAACAUAGUUUCUGCAGACAGUGUAUCAAUUGCUACUGGGAUAAGUUCAGUCAAAGAGAAGACUUUGACUGCCCUCAAUGCAAGAAGAGAUUUAGAACACGUCCUGUUCUACAAAUGGAUAAAGUCUCAGGAGGACCCAGUUCUGCACUCUGUUACACAAACCUGCAGCAGGAUUCUCUGUUGCAUGAUGUCCUGCAGAGAGUCAAAGGGAGACACAAAACCAGUAUGAGGACCAAGUAUGAGAGCUUAUUUGAGGGAAUCAAACUACAGGAGAAUCAAACACUCCUGAACAGGAUCUACACACAGCUCUAUAUCAUAGAGGGAGAAAGUGAAGGGGUGAAUGAGGAACAUGAAGUUUUACAGAUGGAGAAAACACCCAGAACACAACAUUCACAAGACACUCAAAUCCACUGCAAUGACAUCUUUAAAUCCUUACCUGAACAAGGAUGUGAGGAGAAGAGAAGAAAGAUGGAUGACAAAAUAAAGACUGUUCUUACUAAAGGAGUAGCUGGAAUUGGAAAAACUGUCUCUGUGCAGAAGUUCAUUCUGGACUGGGCAGAGGGAAAAGCCAAUCAGGAUGUAGAUUUCAUGUUUGUGCUUCCAUUUCGAGAGUUGAACUUGAUUAAAGAUGAUCAGUACAGUAUUCACAAACUGCUGCUUGACUUUCUUCCUGAGCUUCAAGAUCUGGACGCAAAGAUGUAUGAUGAAUGUAAAGUUGUGUUCAUCUUCGAUGGUCUGGAUGAAAGCCAAAUUACACUGAGGUUUUUAGACAGUGAGAUGGUUUCUGAUAUAAAUACGUCUUCGUCAGUUGGUGUAUUGAUGUCAAACAUCAUCAGAGGAGAUCUGCUUCCUUCUGCUCUCAUCUGGAUCACCUCCAGACCAGCAGCAGCCAAUCAGAUACCUUCAAAAUACAUCAACCGAGUGACUGAAAUUCAGGGAUUCAGUGACCCUCAGAAGGAGGAAUAUUUUAGGAAGAGGAUCAGCGAUCAGCAUCAGGCCAGCAGAAUCAUCUCACACAUCAGAAGAUCAAGAAGCCUCCACAUCAUGUGCCACAUACCAGUCUUCUGCUGGAUCUCAUCUACUGUGCUUCAGAACAUCGUGGAACAAGAUGACAGUGCAGAAAUCCCUCAAACUCUGACUGAAAUGUACAUCCACUUUCUGCGCAUUCAGAUAAGCAUAAGGAAUCAGAAGUAUGAUGAGAGAGAUCCAGGAGAACUCCUGCAGUUCAACAGAGAUGUGAUUUUGAAACUUGCUGAACUGGCUUUCAAACAGCUGAAGAAAGGCAAUAUCUUGUUCUACGAGGAGGAUCUGAAAGAGUGCGACAUAGAUGUUAUUGACGCCUCUGUAUAUUCUGGGAUUUGCACUGAGAUAUUUAAGGAGGAAUCUGUGGUUCACCAAAGAAAAGUCUACUGCUUUAUACAUCUGAGCUUUCAGGAGUUUCUUGCUGCUAUUUAUGUGUUUUAUUGUUAUGUAAUUAACACUGUGGAGGUACUAAGGUUUUUUGAUUCCCUGCAUAAUUUGCUCAGAGGAGCAGUAGAUAAAGCCUUAGAAAGCGAGAAUGGACACUUGGAUCUUUUCCUCCGGUUCCUGCUGGGCAUUUCACUGGACUCCAAUCAGAAACUCUUACAGGGUCUACUGACCAACACUCACAGCUGCUCAGGGAGCAUUGAGAAAACAACUGCUUACAUUAAAGACAAAAUUAAACAUGGACAUAAUCUUUCAGCUGACAGAUCUAUCAAUCUUUUCCUUUGUCUCUUUGAAAUGAAAGAUCAGACUCUGUUCAGAGAGAUCCAGGAAUUUCUGAAAUCAGACAAACACUCAGAGAAGAAACUCUCUUCUGCACUUUGCUCAACAAUUGCCUACAUGUAUCAGAUGUCAGAAGAGGUGCUGGAAGAACUUGAUCCCAAGAAAUUUAAUACAUCAGAAGAAGGUAGAAGAAAACUCCUACCAGCAGUGAAGAACUGCAGAAAAGCUCUUCUUGCUGACUGCAAUCUUACGGAUAAAUCCUGUGAAAUUGUGGCCUCAGCUCUACAAUCAUCAAGCUCCGUCCUGAGAGAGCUGGACCUGAGUAACAAUGACCUGUGGGAUUCAGGAGUGAAGCUUCUCUGUGAUGGACUGAAGAGUCCAAACUGUCAACUGGAGAAACUGAGAUUAUCUGGCUGUAUGGUGACAGAGGAAGGCUGUUAUUGUCUGGCCUCAGCUCUGAGUUCCAACCCCUCACACCUGAGAGAGCUGGAUCUCAGCUACAAUCACCCUGGACACUCCGGAGUAAAGAUGCUCUCUGAUCGACUGAACUAUCCAAACUGCAAACUGGAGAUACUCAAUUUUGACCAUGGAGAGUCCUUCAGAAUCACACCGGGACUGCGGAAAUAUGCCUGUGAUCUCACAUUAGAUCGAAACACAGUAAACACUCAUCUCAUUCUCUCUGAGAACAACAAAAAGGCAACAUAUUUAGAAGAGGAGCAGCCAUAUCCUGAUCAUCCAGAAAGAUUUGAGCAUUAUGAGCAGGUUCUGUGUAGCGAGAGCCUGACUGGACGCUGUUACUGGGAGGCUGAAUGGAGUGGCUGGAGUCAUAUAGCAGUCACAUAUCGAGGUAUCAACAGGAAAGGAGGGAGCGACUGCAGGUUUGGACUGAAUGAAAAGUCCUGGAGUCUGGUCUGCUCUGGUAAAAAUUACUAUGCCAGGCAUAAUAAUGCAAGAACAGACAUUCCUGCACCCUCAUCAUGUUCUAACAUGGGUUCUAACAUAAUAGGAGUGUAUCUAGAUCAGCCAGCUGGCUCGCUGUCUUUUUACAGUGUUUCCUCUGAAACUGGCAAAAUGAUCCACAUUUAUACUUUCCACUCCACAUUUACUGAGCCCCUCUAUGCGGGGUUUGGUGUUGGAGUUGACAGUGAAUCUUCAGUGUGUCUGUGUUAAAUACAGAAGCUGUAAAGCAGGUUUGUCAAACACUCAAACUAUGGGUCUGUGCUAAAAUAUGCUUUAUUUAUUUAUUUAUUUAUUUAUUUAUGCAUUUAUUUAUGCAUUUAUUUAUUAUGUUAGUGUGAUAUGUCUCUCAGUUACGUAUGAUUGUUAUAUUUUUAGCUGUAAUUAACGAUAUGUAAAUAAAAACUUAAAGCUUGUAUUUCUGUUUUGCAUAAUGGGUGAUCCUGACAGUAAGAUAUUUAAAUUGUUUUCUAAAUGCACGUCAAACAGAGGGAGCAGUUAGCAUUAUCAUUUUAACUAUUUGUUGUCAGAGGUUACACGUAGACUAGUUAUAUUAACUGCAAUACUACUGUAAGAAAAGAAGUGUUUUAAAAUUACAGAGAAAAGAAAUGGCAUUGUAGCAUAUUAUUAUGAUCAGUUAAGUGAUUGUGUGUUCCUGCAGAACAUUCCACCUCUUACUCUUAAAACACAUUUGUUUUAUUUUAGGAAAUUAUACGGUCAUAUGAAAUAAAAUGUUACAGUCAUGAAUAAGGAAACAUGAAUGUAAAAUUAAAGCUUCAAUAUGUAAAAUGAAAUGCAGCAUCUAA
This is a messenger RNA of Labeo rohita (rohu), 4668 nucleotides long. RefSeq names its product NACHT, LRR and PYD domains-containing protein 3. The transcript is spliced from 7 exons. Gene Ontology annotation, molecular function: protein binding. NCBI's taxonomy places the organism in Eukaryota, Metazoa, Chordata, Actinopteri, Cypriniformes, Cyprinidae. The record is from RefSeq and is a predicted model, not a curated record. The coding region runs from base 461 to 4075 and encodes 1204 amino acids.